Messenger RNA from Penicillium roqueforti, 1281 nucleotides. RefSeq lists its product as uncharacterized. The transcript is spliced from 3 exons. The coding region runs from base 1 to 1281 and encodes 426 amino acids. Lineage: Eukaryota; Fungi; Ascomycota; Eurotiomycetes; Eurotiales; Aspergillaceae. The record is from RefSeq and is a predicted model, not a curated record.
AUGGAGGGUGGUUCGAAAACAGACGAGACACAAGCGGUAGACGUAGAGCCCCUUUCUCAGGACAAAGAGACACCCGACAACACAAGAGCGAGACACACUGGUGAGAUCGUCAGGCGUAUGAUACGCGAGUUGCCGAAGGAUAUGCGCCGUGAUCGCUGGUCAAGAACGAACAAGCAUCUGUGCGAUGCCCACCAGGGUCUGAAUGCAAAUCUUAUGGCCGAUGUGUUCAAUCUUGUUCAGAGGGAGGUCGGUCACCACCUCCGCAAGUUUGACGCGUACCCGGACCUGCUGAAGCCCCUCGAUGUAUUGAUCCUGCAGAAGCUGCAGGCUAUACGGGGCAUGUGGGAGAAACCUGACCCGAAAAACAAGGCUGUCUCACAAGCAUGGCACUAUGAGAUCAGCUGCUGUCAGGGGUGUAUGGUGGCUCGGAUUGCGAGUGACAAGCAUGCGCUGCGCAAUCUUCGAAUCGCUUUGCUCUCUCGCACGCAGACCCGUCUGAACCAUGCCCCACGAAGACUUAUGAAAUUUGUCGAUACCUGCAUUGACCUAUUCCCUGAUGACGUUGAUGAGCUGUAUGGCACAUCUAGCCAGUUUGCAUUCAUCUUGAAAGAUACCCGCAAGGCCUGCAGCAAGGCCUGGGCCAAAGACCCAGCACAUGCGGAUUCGAGGACCCCACAGCGAAGGCACACCGACCAUGACAAGAUCGACAAGGGUGACAGAAACGAAAAGAUCGGAAAGGAUGCACAUAGCCAUCAACCAGCUAGUGAGUAUGAUCCGAGGAAGAAGUAUCCCCAGCCACCACCACCAAUCACAUUAUCACACCCUACGGAAAGGGCGCAGAAUAUAUCGCCUGACGUCGGGCCAUUCCAGAUGGCCGUAAGAUCAUCGUACCAUACGGAGCUAGAUCGACGCUCAGACCCGAACCCGGAACGCAUCACUAGAUUUUUGGAUUUCGCCGAUGACAAUUACCAAGGCUUAGGAAUAAGCACGGAAAGGCAAAGUGCGAGCACUUUUUAUGGACACCCUGGAAACCCCCCGUCACCGAGCACCGCAAGCACACUCUUGGGAACCAUGGAGGAAAUCGACAAACUUCUUGAGAUGUACAAGGGUAUGGGAGCAAACCCCUACUCGCACAGCACGCAAUAUUGUUCAUUGCAUGGGGGUAGCGGUGCCUCAUCACAGUGUCGUUCCCCGUCGAUCUAUUCCACUGGCAGUGAAUGGAGUGACGAAGACGAAGACUGGAGGAUGCCAGAAAGUGGCCCAGCAGCGAGGACCACUUGA